CCUAAGAACACGGUCGGAGCUGGCACGCAUUCUUGAUUCAUCGUAGCUGCUCGCCUCCAUUAAACUUUAUUUCGCUCCACUUGGAAGAAGUUUCUUACAGAAAUGGCAGCAACGACAGGGACUAACUUCACAAAAAAUGAGUUACCAAAUUCCUCAAGCUUCACUCCGAUAAGAGAGACAGCGACUACACUUGCCAGCAGCCCAACUUAUGCAUCAUUUACAAAUGUUCCUGAUUAUGUUAACAAUACUACCAAAAGGGUCGGCGAAAAUAUUCGAUGGAAAGAAACUGCAUUCUUGGCGGUGGCGGGCUCUCUCAUCUUCCUCUUUCUCGUACUAAUCGGCAUACUACUUUAUCUUUUGAGAAUUAGAAUAAAAUCCGGAGAAAAGUGCUCAGAUAUAUUUAAGAUAGGAUGAAUACUAUUUAAGAUGUGCAAAGCAUAUAUGUGUGUAUUUUUGAAUAAAAUAAAUAUG
Messenger RNA from Cylicocyclus nassatus, 471 nucleotides. Lineage: Eukaryota; Metazoa; Nematoda; Chromadorea; Rhabditida; Strongylidae. The record is from the annotation of a GenBank genome assembly.